Messenger RNA from Paramecium octaurelia, 2811 nucleotides. Lineage: Eukaryota; Ciliophora; Oligohymenophorea; Peniculida; Parameciidae. The record is from the annotation of a GenBank genome assembly.
AUGCUAGUGCAGCCUCAUCCAAACAUCCAAUAAGGUUCUUGUUCAAGAUCCAUGUCUAUCUCAAUGGAUGAUUCAAUAUACACAUAAAUCCAACCUAUAGUCUAAAAAAUGACUGUGGUCAAUAAACAUUAGCUACAAGUUAGAAAACCAUCCAAUGCAGCCUAAGAAAUGAUCCGAUCGCCUCUAACUAUUAGUGUAACACCUCAGAUUGCAUCGGAAAGACAACCAUAGAGUGAGAUGAAGGAUUUGCUUCUAAUUAAGGAGGAACCAAGCAACAAAGAACAUUCAGUCUAAAUAAGCGAUCGUUGUAAGAGGAAUCACAGAACACAAAUGAAAAGUUUAAGUUAAGAAAGCAUUUUGAUUGAUGAAAAGCCUUUGCAUUCCUAUAGCGAUGUUUAAUGGAGUGGAUUAAUGUCAUUAAAAACUGUUAGUGUUCAUUCCCCUUUGUAGCAACAUCUUAUAUGUGAUAAGGCAGCCGAUUUAUGUCAAAAUAACUCAAAUGGGAAACGUUUCCAGCCUAAGAAAUAAAAUCGAUACUAUCAUGCUAGCAAUGCUGCAUAUUGUUUCUAUAUUUGUUUCUUUAUGAGCCAAAUGUUGAUUAAUUUACAUGAGAGUUUUUAAAAGCAAAAUGCUUAUUAGAUAUUAUUAAUAGUCUUUUAAGUGAUCUACAUUCUCAAUCAAAUUCUAUUUGAAUAGUACGAUGAUGGGGAUAUCAUUAACAACACUGAAUAGUUAAUACAAAUGUAUUUAAAAAGAUAAUCAAUUUUGGAUUUAAUGACUCUAAUUCCAGUGAUUUUCGCCUUAUCAUCAGAGCGUUGUCAUUUCAUAUAGCUUUUACACAUAGUUCGUCUUUGGAAAUUAAGAUAAUUAAUGAAGGAGUUAGAAUAACUCUAUGGUAGAGUCUUCAAGUACCUCUAUUAUCUCAUGGAAUUCCACUUUGCCUAAUUUAUUGCUUUGUCCAUACUCCAAUACAAUCAUGAAAGGAGGAUCAACUUUUAUAAUGAAUUCAUUGUAUUGAUUUACAGGUCAGAUGACAGUAAUGCAAUAACUUACUUUAUUCGAAUGCUUAUUCUGAUAUAUUACUGCUUUUGUAUAUUUAGAUUGACUAUCAAAGAUAAUGCGGAAUUACUAAAUAAAUUAUAAUUACGAUGCUGCACUAGGUAGUAAAUAAACACUUACAUGAAUAAGCUGAACUAAUAAAAACCUGUUGAUUUGAAUUUCCUAUCUCAAUUACCUUAGACAUUCGUGGAUGAAGUCAAAUCUUAGCGUUAUCUUCAUCUGCUCUAAAACAUGCCUAUUUUUAAAUCUUCUUUCUCAGAAAACACCCUGAAAUAAAUUUGUAGUCUGAUCCAAGAAUACACUUAUAUCCCAAACUAAGUUGUGUUAAUGCAAUAAACAUCUAAUUAACAUUUGUUCAUGAUAUUGUCAGGUAGUGUGCAGAUCUCCUAAAGGAAGGAGGGUUCUUCUAAUCAAGACUUUAAAAUUAAGGUGCUUGGAAAGAAUUCCUUUUUCAACAAUCAGGCCUUCUUCAAAAAUGCCUACUCCAAUAUCAAUGCAACAUCAAUAGGAUAUUCUCAAAUAGCUCAAUUAGAUUUAGAUCAAUUUUUAGAAUGUAUAAAAUCUCAUUAUUAGGAAAGAUAAAAAUAUAAGAUGAUGGUAGAUCAAAUAGUUCUUUAUGAAAUUUAUAGUCUAUGUUAAAUUUGUUGUUAUGCAUGUGGCAAAUUUCAUGACAUCGAUGAAUGUGAUCGUGUACAUUAUGUUGCAAAAAAAUCCAAAUUGGUAGAGUAUAUCUAAUCAAAUGACUUACAAAUUCGUAGAAAUUACUUAAGAAGUAAAGGUAGACAAAAAUAAAAGAGAUUAAAAUCAAACAUUCUCAAAAUAGAGGAGGCUGCUCUUCAUUAUUAACAAUAGAACUUUGAGUCAGAUAUUACAGAUGAUAACAAAUUAUACCAAGACGAAGUGAUAAGUAUUCAAUAGGCUUACAUGGGAGAAAUGAGCCAUCGUUUAACAGAGAGAUAGAAUUCAUUCUAAUAGUCGUAAUAGACUCAAAGAAGAGGUUCAUAAUGCUCUAUGCGUGAAUCAUUACACUCUGUGUAAUAGUAACAACAACAACCUUAAUAACAACAACAUUAAUUGAUGGAUAUCCCAAACAUUAGUCCAGUGUAAUAUGUUCAAUAACCACAAAGUGGAAUGUCUCACAGUUCUUUUGGUUAAUUGUUUAAAGAUGUCUCAGUUAAUAGGAAGAACAUCAACGGGUCUUCGGAUAAAAAUUCGAGUGGUAAUGUGUUUUCCUUACCUUACAGCAGUAAUGGCAGUAAGAACACUGUAAACAAUAUAAUUUCGAUUUAAGAAAAGGAUGAGCUAUUUAAUAUUCAAAUGAAACGACUCAUGUUGCAAGAUAGUGUAUAUUAUCAUUAGAAGCGAAUACAGAAUCAGGUGGAUAAUUGCAGUCAGAAUACUGUCUCAAAAUAUCAGAAGUAUCACACAACCCAACCGUAAUAGUAAUAAGCACAAGCGAUACGCUCAGAUAGAAAGUCCAAUUCCUGUAUCUCUGAAUCAGAGAUAGGGGAUCAUCAACUACAAUAGCAAUAAGAUUUGCAACCAUCCAGAUAUGGGAUACAAUCGUCGAAGUUCACGGGAGAAACAGCUAAGCAAUUUCUGAAAAACCCUUUGGAGAUGCCUAAUCUAGAAUUUUAUUAGUCCUUUGAGAAUAGUAGGUAAUUCAGUGAUUAUUUUCCUAAAUACAAUGUGGAUUAAACCAUACAGUGUUACAAAAACUAUUAAUAAGCUCGAUCGAGUGCAUAUAAAUGA